Andrographis paniculata is the source of this 1267-nucleotide messenger RNA. Its product is annotated as cytosolic sulfotransferase 6-like. Gene Ontology annotation, biological process: sulfation. The coding region runs from base 146 to 1153 and encodes 335 amino acids. The transcript has a single exon. Lineage: Eukaryota; Viridiplantae; Streptophyta; Magnoliopsida; Lamiales; Acanthaceae. Gene Ontology annotation, molecular function: sulfotransferase activity. The record is from RefSeq and is a predicted model, not a curated record. Gene Ontology annotation, cellular component: cytoplasm.
UAUUAAAACUAAAAAAUCUUUCUUUUGUCGAACUUCCUUAAGCUUUUACUCUUUAUACUCUCCACUUUCGGAAUCCAAAUCAAUUACCCAAGACUCACACUUAAAAAAUCCCCCAAAAAUUUUGGAAACAAAAAAAAAAAAAAAAAUGUCGUUCGAUGAACCCUCUGCUUGGCUACUAGAGUUCAUGCAAGAUGAAGACAAGUUGAGCCAAGAAAUGAAGACCUUCAUAUCCAAUCUUCCCAAAAAAAAGGGAUUGUUCGCACCUAAUAACUACGAGCACGAGGGUUUUUGGUAUCCUGCUGUAUUUCUCCAAGGUGUACUUGCCUGUCAACGACACUUCCAUUCUCAAUCUUCCGACAUCUUCCUCGUAACUUAUCCCAAAUCAGGCACCACCUGGCUGAAAGCACUUCUCUUCGCACUACUGAAUCGCCGCCGAUUUCCCAUCGACAAAAAUCACCCUCUGUGCACCACCAAUUCACACGACCUCGUACCUUUCUUGGAGAUGGAGACCUACCUCAAGACCCCAAACCCUAAUUUGGACCACUUAUCCUCUCCCAGGCUUUUCUCCACUCAUAUGCCCUGGACUGCUUUACCUGAGUCCAUCAGAGACAAUUCCACCUGUAAAAUUGUGUACUUGUGUAGAAAUCCCAAGGACACAGUCGUCUCGUCGUACCACUUUUGGAGCUCAUUGAAGCUCGAAGAUACUAAGAAGGAAUUGGAUCCGAAUUCACUUGUGGAAACUCUGAAAGCCUUUUGCCAAGGUGUUAAUGAGUACGGACCAUUUUGGAGACAUAUGCUUGAUUACUGGAAGCAAAGCAAGGAAAAUCCUGAUAGGAUUUAUUUCCUCAAGUACGAGGAUAUGAAAGAGCAACCUACUAUGCAUUUGCGGCGGCUGGCAGAGUUCCUGGAUUGUCCUUUCUCACCCGAUGAAGAAGAAUCUGGCCUGGUAGAGGAUAUUAUUAAGCUUUGCAGCUUCGAGAAUCUGAGCAACCUUGAAGUCAACAAGAAUGGCAAACUAUCGUAUUCAGGUAUACAGAAUAGUUCAUUCUUUCGUCAGGGCAAAACUGGAGAUUGGAAGAAUCAUCUGACGGAUGAGAUGGUUCGAAAGCUCAAUGCAAUCUGUGAAGAGAAGCUUAGAGAAAUAGGAUUCUAGUAAGGCCAACCAUUGAUCACUCAAAUAAAUUGAACUAUUGGAAUUUGAUGAAGAGGUUGUAUUUCUUUAAUAACCAACUUUUAAAAAUUAAUCAAGAUGAUGUAUUUGAUGCAU